Ilex paraguariensis (yerba mate) is the source of this 273-nucleotide messenger RNA. The record is from the annotation of a GenBank genome assembly. Lineage: Eukaryota; Viridiplantae; Streptophyta; Magnoliopsida; Aquifoliales; Aquifoliaceae.
CUUUCAUCCAUUACCUGGUACCUAGUUCAAGCAAUUCUACCUGGUUCAAGAAUGACAUCUUCAAGCACGGCAACAAGCAAUGAAGAGUUAAGAUAUCGCAACAUGUAUUGCCCCAUUUGUAGCAAAAGAGCAAUUAUCAAAGUUUCUGAAUUUGAAAAAAAUUUUGAGAAGCUAUACUGCAAAUGUCCAGAUGAUUCCAAUCACUUUUUUAAGUGGAUGACUCUUAUUACUCUCCCCUCUUUGGAAAUUAGAAAUGAAAGGAUGGAUGUAUGA